CCUCCCCCCCCACCGCGGGGACGCCGCCGCGACGCCAGUCGCCACUCAGUCAGCGCUGGACCGCCGCUCGCUCAAUUUCGUACACGCGUUUCAUUGAAAAUCCACCCCCCCGCUCGGCCCACGCCGCCACCCCACGCCGCAUAAGAAACGCGCUCGCGCGUCGAACUCGCGAUAAAACGCAGUUCGUCGAGAUCGCUGUUCAAUUUUCAUUGCGGUUUCCGCGUUUGAUCGUACCCCCCGUUACUCCCCCCCUCCCUCCCCCCAUUCUCCCCGUCCUCCCCCCUUCGGCCAUCGCACCCUUAACACUGUGCGGAACUUUGCCGCAGGCGAGUCUGUGAUCCUCCUUCUUCGCGUCCCUCCCCCCCUAAAAUUUGACCCCCAUCCCUUGCCUCUCCCACCCUUCCGUCGCAUUUCGCAAGCCGGCCCUUCAUCGAGGACUGGUUCGUCGGCUUGGAUGGCUGGUUGGUCACUCGGAAACAAAGCCGAUCCGUCAAAUCGGUAUAACGGUUCAAAUGCGAGAACGAUCGAAACAAUUAUUUGCGUUGGUGUGUAAAAGUAACAAAGGAACGUGGAUUUUUUACGUCAAAAGCAUCGCGGCAGUACGGUAGAAUUUCAAACUCGUGAUUUGUUCUUUGAUAAUUAUACGCUGGUGUUUCGUUGAGAUUUAUAAUUCUUUAUUAUAUUGUUUGAUGUUCUCUCAACUGUGUUUUUUUUUAUUUUUGGCCUAUAUAAAACGUGGGUGCGUGCAGUUCCUACAUGUGAAGUGUCUUUUACGAUACAUUGAUAAUAAUUGUACAAAUGUAUGAAUAGAAAAUGAAAAAUUUAUAAUCCUUAACCGUUAUAACACAUAUUCAAAUAAUAACCAGUGUAGCCAUCGAUAAAAACAUUCCUGUGCAGCAAUUGUUGGAUGUUAAUAAUUUACGAGAUUUUUCUCUCUUUGUUGUUUCUUCUUUUUAUCAUAAUUGCCGUUAUAUCGAUGUCUGGAUUGCAAAGUGCGAUUUCAUAGGGUAAUAAUAAAUUAGUUUUUUCUCACUACUACGUUGUGAAAAUUAUUACAUGUAUGAUAAACUUGACUUAAAUCAUGCAGUUUACAUAUUAAUUUGCGUCAUAUGCAUGUUACAAAAGAGUGGGAGAUGAAUAAAACGAAUGAAUAAUUUACCGCGUAUAAUUUAUAAAACGCAACUAUUACACCGUUGACAUCGACACUAUAACGCACAACGCGUAUAUACCACCAACCUGUUACGUUGCUGCAGCUGAUUCCGACUACACUGUAUCUAUCCGCCUCUCUCUCUCUCUCUUUCUCUCUCUCUCUUUCUCUCUCUCUCUCUCUCCUUCCGUCUCCCUUUCGUUAGAUAAAGUGAUUUAUAGAUCUGCGCGACAUAUUACAACAAAGUCAGUGACAAAGAUAAAACAAAAAAAAAAUAAAAAUAAAAGAAAUAAAGAAACAAAAAAAGUAACAUAAAUACAUCGAAAGAGGGAGGAAGUUAAAUCUGGAUAUCAUACAGAGUAAAUGAAGAAAAGGUUGAAAAAGAAUCAGGAAGAAAAUGUAAAAAUGAGGCUGAAAAUGCAGACGAGUUGUAAUAAUAACAAUUAUGAUAGUCGAACGGCGGAGAGGAGAUAAGACAAGUGUGCGUGCAUAUCGAUAAAUAUAAAUAAUUAUAAAUAUAUCAAGGAGAAAUAUAUUAAUCCUUGAGAUUCCAAAAACUGUUUAUACAUGCUGUGAAAGUUCGGUGAUAAACUGCAGUGAAACGGAGUGGUGUAUUUCUUCGUGCGUCGCGGUUUGCACGUUGCGCGCGUGCGUAAUUGUUAUUUUUAUUAAAAAAAAAAAAAUAAAUAAAAAAUUAAAAUUUACACCGCAAGACGCAGCAGAAAAAAAUAAAUAAAUAAAUAAAACAAAACAACCGAAGAACUGGAGGCCUUCAGGAGUAACGAAGGCCACCGCAGGACGCAGAUGACCCGAAGAAAACAGCACGCUCCUCAGCGAAUGAAAUGUAAGUAGUGGUCUCUCCGAUCGUUUGAAAAGCGAAGUGUCGAGUCCUCGAGGCGUCGAGUCCCCGGGCCCUACAGACCGGAAACAUGCGAAGCAAACAACAGCCGAGGCCCUCCUUCCGGUGGCCCCAGCAACGCGGUGGCGAUAACCUCACCGGGGAGGACGGCGUGGAGGGAUCUGGUCCAGGAACGGACCUCCAGGGCGAGGAGGGCGACUGCGCCGAUGAAGACGGCCCCGUGAGUCCCAGCGACCGGGGCUGCGGUGUUCCAGCCAACAAAGAAGACGAAGAAGGAUCGCCUUCGGAGGAAGACGACGAAGACGAACCACCGACUUCUACUCCACCUCCAGCUGCGUCCCCCUUAACGUCCACGCGGCUUAAUCCCGCAGGACUGAGAGACACCGGACCCCCCGACAGGGAUCCAAUGAGUCCCCGCUGCCCGUCGAGAGAAUCGCGGGAAUCGUCCGGUCCAACAGCCGGAAGUCCUCCCCUCCCGCCGCGAAGCAGCGCAAGCCCGGUCAGUCCUACCGGCAUAGUUCCGCUACCACUGGGCGCGCAUCCACUGUUGCCUCCGCAUUCGGCAGCGGUGAUGGCGGCCUACAUCCAGCAGACCCAUCAGCGGCUCCUCCUGGGACACUCGCCGCUGUCCCGAGGUUCAGUCUCGCCUUUGGUCUCGUCGUCCUGUUCCCCACCAGCGGCAACCCCGGGUCUCCUAGUGUCGCCGAACAGCGGAGGCGACUUGUCUCCAGGUGCGACAACGCUGCCAGCAGUGCUAGAUUUCAGCACAAGAAAAGCGUCCUCGACGGAGGAAGAGGAGGACGACACCGCCCUGAACCUCAGCAAACCACCAACCCCGUCUUCCUCCUCGGAGACGAAUAACGGACCCCUGGAUCUCUCGGUUCCGAGUCGGAAGCGACCGGGUCCGGAAGACUCGCCGCCACCACCGCCGCGGAAGUCCUCAAGGUUGGCGUCAACGACGAGUCACCAAGAGUCGUACGGACGCCCCGUGGUCUCUCCGUGGACGUCGCCGGUGGUGGCGUCCCACUUUCCGUACUUUGCUGCCGCCGUGGCAGCGGCAACUAGUCAGCAACAGCUAUCGCCGAAGGCCUCGGGGGGCGUGGAUCACCAGCUUUGGAACGGCAAGAUGAAGCCGCCCGCGGCACUCGAGAAGCCGUACCAACCGAGCGACGCGACCAAAGCGCUCGAGAAAAUGAGCGAGCUGAGCAAGAUCGGCGGCGACGACCUCUACCGGCCCGGAAGCGGGAAUUCCGGGUCCGGAAACGCUGUGACCGGCUCAAGCAGCCGGCACAGCGCGUGGCAGUCCCACUGGCUGAACAAGGGCGCCGAGCAGGCCAAGGACGUCCUCAAGUGCGUUUGGUGCAAGCAGAGCUUUCCCACCCUCGCGGCGAUGUCGACGCACAUGAAGGAGGCCAAGCACUGCGGCGUCAACAUGCCGGUACCUCCGCCGCCCUCGGCUCUCCACCAGCAGCAGCAGCCUCCCCAAAUGCCGAGCAUUCAGGCCCCCCAACACCAGCCUCAAACAUCGACCAGCGCGAGCAGCGGCGGGACGCCGAGCAGCAAGCAGAGCCCCUCGGAAUUGAACCUCUUGAUAAAGGAGACGAUGCCGUUGCCGAGGAAGCUGGUCAGAGGCCAGGACGUGUGGCUCGGGAAAGGAGCCGAGCAAACGCGGCAGAUAUUGAAGUGCAUGUGGUGCGGUCAGAGCUUCCGUUCCCUUGCCGAAAUGACCUCGCACAUGCAGCAGACCCAGCACUACACCAACAUCAUAUCUCAGGAGCAGAUAAUCUCGUGGAAAUCAUCGGACGAGAACAAGGGUAGCGGUACCGGAGGCGGAGGCGGGGGUGGAGCCGGGGGUGGCCCACCGACGGGCGGAAGCAGCGGUCACCCCGGCGGCGGGGGGCCGGGUUCCGGGGCGACGAGCAGCCACGUGAGCGCCGUGCUUACCUGCAAGGUUUGCGAUCAGGCGUUCAGUUCUCUGAAAGAGCUGAGCAAUCACAUGGUGAAGAACUCCCACUACAAGGAGCACAUUAUGCGCUCGAUUACGGAGAGCGGAGGCCGGCGUCGGCAGACGAGGGAGAAGCGAAAAAAGUCACUUCCGGUCAGGAAGCUACUUGAGCUCGAGCGGGCGCAGAACGAAUUCAAGAACGGGGACGCGUCGGGGGGGCUCGGUCACACGCUUGGAAAACACGCGGGGCGAAUAACGUGCGAAAAGUGCGGGGACAAGAUAGAGACGACGAUAUUCGUUGACCAUAUACGCCAGUGUAUCGGGGCCGGGGUCGUCGGCAUGAGCCAGAGGAACUUCCUGAAGAACGCCCUGAUGUCGAACCACGCUCCGCCUCCCAGCGGGCCCCCCGAAAGCGGCAGGAAGAGCGUCAGCGAGGACGCGUCCUCCGUCUCUUCGAGGCAUCACCGGUCACCAUCUUCGGCGAGCGACGCGACUACCCCCGGCAAGGAGACCCCGACCCCGACACCGACGGAAACCCCGAACUCCUCACCCUCCGUCCUCAACGCGAUCGAGAAGCUGAUCGAGAAGAGUUUCGACUCCCGGGCGCGGCACGGCGCUUCCGGUCUCCACCAUUCCCAGGCCGGUGCCCCGAUGGGAUCGAGCAUCCUGAAGCGCCUCGGCAUCGACGAGUCCGUCGACUACAUGAAACCCCUGGUCGACCCCCAGUCCAUGAACCUGUUGCGGUCCUACCAGCAGCAGCACUACAACGCAGCGGUCGCCGCGAGGCGGGAGCGAAGCGGAAGCGAAUCGAGCUCGAUAUCGGAGCGGGGCAGCGGGCGAACGGACGUGAUGACGCCGGAGCGUAGAUCGAUGGAUCUUUCCGGAGGCCACGAGCGGCUCUCCCACCCCCAGCACCACCACCGAGUAACACCGGACAAGCAGCCGGCGCUUCCGGCGCGGCUUCCGCACCCCGAAGAGUCCGGUGACGAGGAGCAGCAACCGGUGAUAAAGAAAGAGCCUCGGGAGGAAGAGGGCGACGCGACGCCCGAGGAGAACCUCGAACAGCGUCGGGAUCGCGACGUCGUCGUGAAGAAGGAGGUCCUCGAGGAUCGCGAGGAGGAGGAUCACCAACCGGCCUACAACCACCAGCAGCGGGGCAGCCACCACGACGCGACGACGACCGCAACCUCCGCCGAGGACGAUCGCGCGGCCAUGUCACCCCCGGUGAACCCGCCAACCCCGAGACCUAGUUCCGGAGUCGAACAGGUCGCCAGGAGUCCCUGCAGAAACAGCACCAGCAGUCCGACCAGCAGCGAUCGCUCCGUCACUCCGCGCGGAACACCGGACACCAAGACCUCCAGUAGUCUUGGCGCGCUCUCGUCGAUGUUCGACAGCCUCUCCGGCGGCGGAGGCGGCGGUCCUGGGGGCGGGGGGUCGGACGCUCAGGGUAGAAAGGCGAGCAGUCACCCGCUAGCAGCGCUCCAGAAACUCUGCGACAAGACUGAGACUCGCGGCUCGAGUUCCGGGGGCUCGAGGAGCGGCGCCGGUACCUCGUCGAGUCACGGUCAGACCGGAAGCGGCGGGGGCGGCGGCGGCGGCGGGGGAAGUUCGGGGGGCGGAGGGGGCGGUAAUUCGGGGGGUGGAAGUGGCCUGGGACAGGCGCCGGGCUCGACGCCUGGCGCGAUUCUCGCCUUCAGCUGGGCCUGCAACGACGCCGUCGUAACCGCCGAUUCGAUAAUGAAGUGCGCCUUCUGCGACACGCCGUUCAUAUCGAAGGGCGCCUACAGGCAUCACCUUUCCAAGAUGCACUUCGUCAAGGACGGCGUCAUCCCCGACCCUAUGACCGUAGGCCGGUCACCGUCUCAGGCCCAGUCCUCCUCCGGGGGCCCGGGGCAUUCCGCCCCCUCGCCGCCCUCGCAAAGGAACAAGUCGCCCCCGAUCGCCCAGCCCAACGGAAGCCCCUCGCAGCCGGCCCCCUCGCCCCUCGAGGAAAGCCCCCACUCCAAGUUCCUCAAGUAUACGGAGCUCGCGAAGCAGCUUUCGAGCAAGUAUGUAUAGUCCGGGUCGUCUUCCCUUACAUCAGGGCUAGAAGAAAAAAAAACAGAACGAAACAAUUUCCCCUGUACAUAGUAGUGUAUUUAUAUGUUAUUAUAGAUAUUGCGAUAUCAUUGUAAAUCGUCGUCCGAUAUUUGUGUUUUUUUUUUCUUUCUUUGUUUCCUCAUUUCAAGGUUAUUACACUACGCGACAGGUACUCUGGUACCGUGCUGUAAUUGUGUUAUAAUAAGCUGCUGCCUAUGCUGAACAGGCGAUGAAAGUGAGAGUUUUUUUCCUCUUCAACGCCUCGCAAGACCCUUAUGUUGUUAUACCUAUACCGUCAUUAUUACGAUUACGAUUUUCGUUUUUUCUCGUCGGCAAUCGCACAGCCAUGCAACCAAUUAAACACACGCCGCAUACACAACACACACACACACACACACACACACAGGCACGCUAAUCACUAUACAUAUAUAUAUGUAUAUAUAACGCUGUGCAAAACUGUAAAUUUGUAUAAUUUUACCAUCGGUGCUUCGUGUGCUCCGCACGUCCUCCUCCGUGUUCGCUCCUAGCUUUCCCGAAUUUUUUCCCGAUCGGCCGAGAGACUGUAACUUGCCAUUUUCAUUUUUAUACGUUAAAUUAUUUCGUUUUUCCAUCGUCACUAAAGUCUUGUGUAAAGGGACGGAGGACGGCGCGGAAAUCGCGGCGCCUCAUACUGUCAUUCCUAAAAGACCGCCGCGGCCGUUAAAAACUUGCGGCCGCGGUUUUGGGCCGAAAAAUUUAUAACGCGCGCACGUGAAUCCGAGUCUCGUACUUUAGUAUAUAUAUAUAUAUAUAAAAAGAGUAUAAGUAUAGGUACCUCGACGUAUUUGAUAUAUGCAUACGUAUAUCGUAUAUAAUAUGUAUGGAGAAAGAGAGAAAGAGAGAAACAGUUAUAGCUGGAAGUGAGUACGAGAGGAGAGACAAAUAGUUGCGGAUGAUGUUAAGGAAGAUAAGGUUAAUUAAUUAUUGUGAUGCCACCAUAUCUCGCGGCACUGCCGAGUCCGGGGACUCGGCACGCCAAGUUUGUGAUUUUAUAAUAAUUCUUAAGAAGGUUAAUGAUAAAGUAAUUAAUUAAUUGAAUAAAUAAUUAAAUGAAUAAAUCGACAAGUAGUCGCUUGCCGAUCGUCGGUCUCUCGGGCGGCGAUCGGUCGUCGCAUGUAUACCCCUUCCCCUCCUCCCCCCUCCCCCCCCCCCCCCCCCCUUGCCCAAUAUUAUUAUUGAUAUAAGAUUACGAUUAUCAAGUUAAGGCGUAGUUUCUAUAGGAUAGGCUAGGGUAGAGUCUCUUGUAAAGGAAUCUCUUUGUUGAUACUUAUAUAUAUUAAAUAUACUAAAAUAUAACAGCGCUAUCAUCGAGUAAAUAACCAUUUACUGCAGGACGCCCGUGUGUACUGUGUAUACAUACAUAUAUAAUAUACAUACAUAUACAUAUACGUGCAUCACAUACUGGACACAAAUAGGCAUACAUACGUAACCUUGCGCGUUGCGCGUACGCGUUUAAGAUGUUGUGUAAUAACGUAAAGCGUUCUAUAUUAUGAUAAAAAUCGGUUACGACGAAACUGCACGAGAGGUAGAGUGAAAAGGGGAGAGAAAGAUACUUGAACAAAAAGCCACUGAAGAAAAAUCAAAACAAACUACAGCACACAUUGAGUAAAAGUAAAAGAUAUAAUAAUACGGGAAUGCACGCGAGAGUGCAAUAUUGAAAUUUAUUAUUGCAAUUAUUAUAUAUAUAUGCAUAUAUAUAUAUAUAUAUAAAUAUAGUAUUAAAAUAAUUAAGCGAGAUGGAAAGGAAGAAAAAUUGAAGAAAAAAACAAAAACGAAAAAAAUUCUGUAGACAACAUUGUAAAUUUUUAUUUGUUUAAAAUAUUUAUUGCGCAAAAAGAAGGAAGGUGUGAGGAGAAAGACGAAAAAAAAAAAAAUUUAAGCCAUGCGUCAUUAAAUGUAAAAUAUUGUCAUUAUUAUCAUUCGAGUUAUAUUAUAUAAUAUUGUGUACAUUAUGAAUUAUUAUAUAAUAUGAAAAAAAUUGAAAUUGAAAACGAAAAAAAAUUAAGAAAAUAAUAAUAAUAAUAAUAAUGCAGUGAUAUCGAAAACGGGACGCCGAAGCGAAUGGAUGAAUGAACGAAGGAAUGAAUGAACUAGUUACUAGAGCAACGUGGCAGGGGAGAAACACACCCCAAGAGUGAACCGGUGAAAGAGCGAGAGAGAGAGAGAGAGAGAGAGAGAGAGAGAGAGAGAGAGAGAGAGAGAGAGAGAGAGAAAGGGAAGAAGACAAGAGAGAAGGAUGGUGGGAGAGAAUGAGAGUGAGAAUGAGUGACGCGCUAACCCCGAGAAACACUUGUAUACGUAUAUAUCUUGUAAACUCUAAUUCUUCCAUCGCGGACUUUAAAAAGUAUUUAUCAAACAUAAUAAUAAUAUUAUUAUUGUAAUUAUAUACGACUGCUGAAGAGUGUGAUGAGCGAACACGAAUCGACACACAUAUACACACGCACACACGAACACGCACACAUGUAUACACAAUUAAGACGAGAAAGAGACACACGAUGUGAAAAUUAAUAAACAAUACGAACUAUCCAAGCAAAACAAUGUAAGAACAGAAUAAACGAUUAAUGAUUAAAAAGUAAAAGAA
Neodiprion fabricii is the source of this 8650-nucleotide messenger RNA. RefSeq names its product protein tiptop (gene tio). Gene Ontology annotation, cellular component: nucleus. The transcript is spliced from 4 exons. NCBI's taxonomy places the organism in Eukaryota, Metazoa, Arthropoda, Insecta, Hymenoptera, Diprionidae. Gene Ontology annotation, biological process: regulation of transcription by RNA polymerase II. Gene Ontology annotation, molecular function: DNA-binding transcription factor activity, RNA polymerase II-specific; DNA binding. Bases 2077 to 6009 code for a protein of 1310 amino acids. The record is from RefSeq and is a predicted model, not a curated record.